Molecule: messenger RNA, 2331 nt
Organism: Exophiala spinifera
Lineage: Eukaryota; Fungi; Ascomycota; Eurotiomycetes; Chaetothyriales; Herpotrichiellaceae
Exons: 4
Coding region: 1-2331 (776 amino acids)
Biological process (GO): potassium ion import across plasma membrane; intracellular potassium ion homeostasis
Cellular component (GO): plasma membrane
Molecular function (GO): high-affinity potassium ion transmembrane transporter activity
Source: RefSeq, a predicted model, not a curated record
AUGGCGCGAAGUCAAUCUCAAACAUGGCGAACAAGUCUUCGGACAACUUUGCAGGAUGUUUCGUUCAUUCAUGUGCAUUACUUCUAUUUUUGUGCCACAUGCCUUAUGGCGAGCCUCAUUUUCUGGGGCUCAUCGACGCCAGCAAAAUCGGUCCGCUAUAUCGAUAGCCUUUUUCUGUGCAUAUCUGCAAUGACCGAAGCAGGCCUGAACACGAUCAAUCUAUCAGAGCUCAACACAUGGCAACAAGUUAUGCUAUUUCUCCUUAUCAUUGCUGGGUCCGCAAUAUUUGUGUCAAGCGCCAUUCUCCACGUCCGCAAGCGAGCCUUCGAACAGAGGUUUGCCGAGCUAGCAGAGCAGCGACGUCGGAGGCGAUUGAUGAGGCCGCGGACCUUGAGCUUCUCCUUCUCUAGGCGAAGACCCAGCACUUCGGGAGACCACGAAUCAGCAGUCGCUUCGGGUGCUGUUCGUGGCCGUGCUAUUAAGGAACCUGUGGAUCACCUUGAUAACAAAGCCUCGAUAGAUCGAGAGCGAACAUUGUCAAAUUUAGACACUGCGGCGUCUCAAGCAGCGGUUAGCGAUGUGGGAGCCGCGAAAGAUGACCAAAACAGCCAUAUCCGUUUCCCAGAUAUGCUCCCUGCUGCAGACCAUACUCAUGACCCUGUGCGGCCGCGGCCGUCAAGUCGUCACAGAACGAGCUUCUUCGAAGGACGAGGUGUCGGAGCCCGGCCUCUGGACAAUCACCCGCGAAAUGUUAUGCCAACGAACGCACCAUAUCUGCCAGAUCGAGAUGAGGCCAUCACAGAUGAGGAAAACGAGCUGCGCAAGGAUCCUCGUUCAAAAUUAGGCAAAUACAUCAACACGGUCAAUGGCUACCUAGGGCGGAACAGUCAGAUUCACGGCUUGAGCGAGAAAGAACGCAAGAAAUUGGGCGGUAUCGAAUAUGAUGCUAUAUGCUUGCUCUCGUGGGUUGUACCGCUGUAUUUCUUCUUGUUUCAGCUUUUUGGCGCGUUAGGCGUGGGUGCUUGGAUCAGGAUCAACCGCCCUGGAAUGACGUUGACUAAUGGUCUCGAUCCAUUUUGGACAGGAGCUUUCUUCGCUGUCUCGGCAUUCAACAAUUCCGGCAUGGCCCUGCUGGAUGCGAAUGCGACUGUGCUCCAGACGAGCUACUACGUCCUGCUUACGAUGAGUUUACUCAUUCUGGCAGGCAACACCUGCUUCCCGCCCUUUUUGAGAUUGAUUUUAUGGACCAUGAAGAAGGCAAUCUCGAGGAAGAACCCCACCUCGUCUACGUGGCAACGACGCCGCCAGACCCUUGAGUUCUGCUUGGACCAUCCUCGACGGGUUUACACCAACCUGUUUCCUGCAGCGCAGACAUGGUGGCUCGUCUUCUCUCUGGUCAUGCUGAAUGGGAUCGACUGGGUCGCAUUUGAACUCCUCAACAUUGGCAAUCCUGUCACGGAUGCAAUCCCAGUACAUUUCAGAGUUUUGGAUGGACUCUUCCAGGCGUUUGCCGUCCGCAGUGGAGGGUUCUACGUGGUUUCCAUCUCCGGGCUACGGUCGGGCCUCUUGGUCCUCUAUGUCGCUAUGAUGUACAUCUCGGCAUUUCCCAUAGCAAUGACGAUUCGAAACACCAAUGUUUACGAAGAGAGGUCCUUGGGUAUAUAUGCCGAGGACAUUGAGGAGGCGGAGAAGGAAGCAGAGCGAGGCGGCGGCGGCGAGCUCUCUGAGAAGGGACUGGUGGCAGGUCACAAGUUCAUUUCUGGCUUCAAGCGAACGAUGACUCUGAGCCAUGGCACUGCUCCAGCGUCGCCAAAGCUCACGACGUGGACCCGGCAAGAUUUUGUCCGCCAGCAGCUUCGUGGUCAACUCGGGCAUGAUCUGUGGAUUCUCGUCCUUGCGGUCUUUAUGAUCACCGCCAUUGAGACUGGACAAUUCGAGCGGGACCCUGUCAACUUUUCCACCUUCAACAUCAUUUUCGAGGUUGUGUCUGCGUACGGGUGUGUGGGCAUAUCAGUCGGCAUUCCCUGGGCGGCCUACUCCUUCUGUGGAACGUGGCACACGGCAAGCAAGCUCGUUCUUUGCGUCGUGAUGCUCCGUGGACGCCAUCGAGGCUUACCCGUCAGUAUCGACCGCGCCAUCCUUCUUCCUGACGAGAGUCUUGCGUGGGCCGAAGAAGAGGAUGCGAACAGGCGAGGAGCCCAUGCCGCCAUGCCGAGCCUCACAAUCAUGCCCAGCAGGGAAGUGUUGCGGCACAGAAGAACUAACGACUCUGGUGGUGGCCCAGGUCCUAGUGUGCUUGACUCCGUGAAAGAUGCCGGCCAUCUCGUCUGA